AUGGAAUUCUUCUUGCUUGGCUUUGGAGACCUUCAUGGCUUAAAAUAUUUUUGUUUUACCUUGUUCUUGCUCCUCUACCUCAUGGCAUUAACGGUGAACCUUCUGGUUAUUAUUCUGGUUGUUGUCACCGAAGCUCUUCAUUGCCCUAUGUAUUUCUUCCUCAGCCAACUGUCUUCAUCUGAAAUCUUAUUUACCACAAACAUUGUUCCCAACCUGCUCCGACUUGUUUUGUUUGGGGGAGGAAACGUGUCGGUAUCUGGAUGCAGAGUUCAGUUUUUUGUCUUAUGUGUCCCCACCGUUACCCAGUGUAUCCUUCUAGCCGCCAUGUCCUUUGAUCGCCAUGCCGCUAUUAGUAACCCCCUGCAUUAUACAUCUAUUGUCACCUUCAAAGUGCAACUACAUGUUGUCAUCUUCUGUUGGUCCUCUAGUUUCAUGAUGUCUCUCCUAGUUUUUACCUUCUUCAGUCAACUGCAGUUCUGUCGUUCCAACAUCAUCAACCAUUUCUACUGUGAUAUUUCCCCUGUCAUGGAACUUUCCUGCUCAGAUACUUCCACCUUGGAACUGGUCACCUCCCUGGCUUCUACACUUGUAAUAGUUUCCCCCUGUUUCUUCAUUAUCGGCACUUACAUCUCCAUCAUUGUCACCAUCACCAGGAUCCCCUCCAAAUGUGGAAGACAAAAAGCCUUCUCCACCUGCAGCUCCCACCUGGCAGUUGUGUGUAUGUAUUAUGGGACCCUAAUAUCAAUUUAUAUAUAUCCACCUGGAAAUCAUUCAGUCAAUGCAAAUAAGUUUCUCUCAUUAUUGUACACAUUUGUGACCCCAUUAUUUAACCCCAUCAUUUACUGCUUGAGAAAUCAGGAUAUUAGAAGCACCAUGCGAAAAUAUAUAAAUAUUUGGGGGAAUAGGAUUGAAUAUUUAGAAUGUCAUAGGAAAUAGCAAUACCAGAUCUUCUUUGUACCAGAUCUUCUCAAUACCAGACCUUCUCUGUACCCGACCUUCUCAAUACCAGACCUUCUCUGUACCCGACCUUGUCAAUACCAGACCAUCUCUUUACCAGACCUUCUCUGUACCAGACCUUCUCAAUACCAGACCUUUUCUGUACCAGACCUUCUCAAUACCAGACCUUCUCUGUACCAGACCUUCUCUGUACCAGACCUUCUCUGUACCAGACCUUCUCAAUACCAGACCUUCUCUGGACCAGACCUCCUCAAUACUAGACCUUCUCAAUACCAGACCUUCUCAAUACCAGACCUUCUCUGGACCAGACCUCCUCAAUACCAGACCUUCUAACUUUUACUGUGUUUGAGUUGUUUUUUCACAUUUUUACUGCAUAUUUAUUAUUAUUUCUACACAUAUGUAGGAUUAUAUUAUAUAUAGAAUUUCAAACUUUCAUGUCAUCUUGAAA
Messenger RNA from Xenopus tropicalis (tropical clawed frog), 1405 nucleotides. It is a transcript of the gene or16d3, whose product is annotated as olfactory receptor family 16 subfamily D member 3. The transcript has a single exon. Gene Ontology annotation, biological process: detection of chemical stimulus involved in sensory perception of smell; signal transduction; G protein-coupled receptor signaling pathway. The coding region runs from base 1 to 936 and encodes 311 amino acids. Lineage: Eukaryota; Metazoa; Chordata; Amphibia; Anura; Pipidae. Gene Ontology annotation, molecular function: olfactory receptor activity; G protein-coupled receptor activity. The record is from RefSeq and is a predicted model, not a curated record. Gene Ontology annotation, cellular component: plasma membrane; membrane.